Molecule: messenger RNA, 6514 nt
Organism: Osmerus eperlanus (European smelt)
Lineage: Eukaryota; Metazoa; Chordata; Actinopteri; Osmeriformes; Osmeridae
Gene: slc41a1
Product: solute carrier family 41 member 1
Exons: 11
Coding region: 967-2616 (549 amino acids)
Biological process (GO): monoatomic cation transport
Cellular component (GO): plasma membrane
Molecular function (GO): monoatomic cation transmembrane transporter activity
Source: RefSeq, a predicted model, not a curated record
UCAGUGCCCGCCGAGUGACUUACUGACCGCGUACGGAGUAAGAUAAUCGAUGCGCAUGCAGCAACUGGCAGGAUUCUAAAGGAACAAUGUGACUGGUCGGGAAUGACAGCCGUAAUCGCGCGGGGUUAAUGAUUUACGCGGGUAUGGACCGUUGCCGUACAUAAGGCAUGCACACCGGCACCAGUGGCACUGAAAGUAUAGCCUAUAUUACGGGGUGGCGGAUAUCAUUCUACUGUUCUGUGGCUUGUGCGCUCGUCUGUCUGUUUCUCAUCGCUUCUGUCCCAGCGUGUUAGUAAGGUGACCACUGAGAGCUCAUGUGGUACAGACACUUUUCCGCAGUGUCGUAACUCUAUCCUCUCGCUGCAGACCUUUAAAUACAUCUCCUAAAAACCUCACACAAGUCACGUGGUGUAAGGUGAGCGCUUUCCUGUCCUGCACACGGGCAGGGACAUCAGAGUGCGUGCUGCACUGCUUAAAACGGUACCGAAGAACCUUUCUGCUUAUUGGACAUUUAAAUAUACAAUUUCAAGACUUUUUGGUGCAAUUUAUCCAUAAGCGUCAAGAAGUGUUUCAAUUUUUUCUGUUCGCACAGCUUUUUUUCCCUCCUACUUUAGAACAUUGACAUGUUUUAUCAUUCUGUUACACAUCUGUCAACUGGGCGCCUGCAGUGAAUGGAGAACAUACUCACUCUUCUACCGAAGUAUCGGCAAGAUCUCACGCGCCUGGAGACGGGCCAAACACUUGACUUUAUCAACGCACGCGUUGAUGAGCUACUACAUUUGCUGUUAAUAUUUGAUUAUUUUGCCUUAAGAGACCACACACGAGUGUCCCUCUUCAACGUUAUUUAAUGGGAUAAAUUAACUCGGGAUCAGGUAAUUAACCGAUCAGGGGAACUCAGAACUUAGACCCAAUUGGGCUACUGUUUCCUUAUUUCUCAUCACGCCGAUUGUCCUCAAAGGCCUCCGCAUGGUACUUUGGUCGAAAGAACAAGACAAACUGCCCGACAUCGACAUGUCCUCCGGGGACAUAGAGAUGAAAAAGGAGGGGGCCCCAAUGCCACCGGGCUAUCUCAACUCCAACGGCUCCGUUCACCCGAUGAUCCUUACCGAGGACCCAGAGGAGAUGAAACAGGAGACCGGGGGCGAGAAUGAGCAGACGGAGGUGACCUCCUUCACUGACCGGACCGAUGAGCCAGGCGAGGAGGAACGGUCGGAGAUAGUGGUCAUAGACUGCCGAGCGAACGCCAAAGGCCAGCGCGAGGAAGACGCUUUACUGGAGAAUGCAAGCCAGAGCAAUGAGAGCGACGACAUCAGUACUGACCAGAGCCCUGAACCACCUGUACCGUUGAAGGAGACCUCCUUCUCCAUCGGGCUGCAGGUGGUGUUUCCGUUCCUGCUGGCUGGGUUCGGGACGGUGGCGGCAGGAAUGGUGCUAGAUAUUGUGCAGCACUGGACUGUGUUCACGGAGGUGACGGAGGUCUUCAUCCUGGUCCCUGCUCUGCUGGGGCUCAAGGGCAACCUGGAGAUGACACUAGCUUCCAGACUGUCCACAGCGGCGAACAUCGGUCAGAUGGACACAUCCAAGGACAUGUGGCAGAUGAUCAUGGGGAACCUCGCCCUCAUCCAGGUCCAGGCCACAGUGGUGGGGUUCCUCGCCUCCAUCGCUGCUGUGAUCUUUGGCUGGAUCCCGGAGGGCCAGUUCAGACUGGGCCACGCCGUGUUGCUUUGUGCCUCCAGUGUGGCGACAGCCUUCAUCGCUUCUCUGCUGCUAGGGCUGAUCAUGAUUGGUGUGAUCAUCGCAUCCAGGAAGGUUGGCAUCAACCCUGAUAAUGUAGCCACACCCAUCGCUGCCAGUCUGGGAGACCUGAUCACCCUCUCUCUGCUGGCUGGCAUCUCCACGGGCCUGUACAAGGAGCUAGACCUCAACAACUAUGCCAACCCGCUGGUGUGUGCUGUGUUUGUGGCCAUAACCCCUGUGUGGGUUCUGAUAGCCCGGCGGAUCCCGUCCACUCGAGAGGUGCUCUACUCUGGCUGGGAGCCUGUAAUCAUCGCCAUGGCGAUCAGCAGUGUGGGAGGCCUGAUUCUGGACAAAACGGUCUCCAACCCCAACUUUGCCGGCAUGGCUGUCUUCACCCCUGUCAUCAACGGCGUGGGCGGUAACCUGGUAGCGGUCCAGGCCAGUAGAAUCUCUACCUACCUGCACAUGAAUGGUCUACCUAUGGGUGACCCAAACGCUCCCCCCCGGAAGUGUCCCACCCCUUGCAUGUCCUUCUUUGGCUCCAGUGUGAACUCUCGUUCAGCUCGCGUGCUCUUCCUCCUGGUUGCCCCAGGACACCUGGUCUUCCUCUACACCAUCAACUCCAUGCGAGCAGGACACACCACUCUGACCUCCAUCUUUAUAGCCUUCUACAUGGCUGCUGCACUGCUGCAGGUGUUGAUCCUGCUGUACUUGGCUGACUGGAUGGUUCACUGGAUGUGGAGCAGGGGGAUGGACCCUGACAACUUCUCCAUCCCCUACCUGACCGCCCUGGGAGACCUGCUGGGCACUGGCUUCCUGGCGCUCUGCUUCCACAUCCUCUGGCUCAUCGGAGACAAAGACACCGAUGUGGGAGACUAGACAAACAGACGCACCGGGACAUGGACAACAGGACACCUGACACCGGGGAAGAGUCUCCAUCUGGCUCCUCUGCACACCAGCGUUGGGCAGGUAUCAGAUGAAAUCCUCUUCUGUUCUGUUCCGGGGCUCUGGUCGACGGUGGUGCCUUAUAAGGAGAAUAGAGUUGAAUUUGAGCCUGUCGGGGAACUCCUUUUCCCCUUCUGCAACGUCUGAACGACUUCAUCAGUGUGUCUGUUUCAGCCAUAGAACAACAGCAGCACUACGACCCCCAGCACGACGCCUCAACCCUCCCCCUCGUCCCCCCUCGUCCCCCUCCUCCCCACCCCUCCUCCCCACCCCCCGGUCUACACGACUCUCCCUUUGUAUCGCUACGUAACUGAGCUCCACUACUUUGGUUAUUAUUCUUAUCACUGUUCUGAUGGCGAUUAUUAUUGUUGCACUUGAUAUAAAUCAAUAUCAGUUCUGAUGUAGGGCAAAUCCUCAUUAUUUUAGAUGGGGAUGUCAGCCCACAGGCUAGUCACUCAGACAUGUUGCCUUUGUAAAGAUGAAAUCAACUUCUAACACUUGAAAUGACACAGACAGACAGCAAAAAACACACACACACACACACACACACUGAAGCCUAGUACGCUGAAUCACCAAGUGCUUUAUGUGUUUAGAGAUGUGCAUGAUGAUCUAUAAUGUGAUGUAAUAAUUGGAGGUGGGAGGUUAUGGGCACUGUGGGCCUUGGCUGGGGGGUGCAGUGGCAGCAGCACAACAGACCUAAAUCUCUUUAAAAUAACCCUUAUGUCUUAACUCAAGUUCAGCUGACUGCCCCUCAUGUUGCCCCACCCAGGACGCAAGAGCUGCCCCUGACCUCCGACCUGAAAUCAGAUCCUGCGUCCUGCAGUGCUGUAACUGCACUGCAUAAGAUUAGGGAAUGCUUCUCAACAGAGGUUGUUUUACAUAACAUUUGUAUUCAUAUAGCAGACACUUUGAUCCAAGGCGACAUACACAUGAUAUCGUAUAGGUCCUAUCUUCUGACCUUUCAAGAGGCCGUGCCUCCUGAAGGGUUAACAUUGGCCCUGGUACUUAACACACAUCAGCCUUUUGGUCGGGCCAUUUCUACAGAGAUCCCUGACCUCAGCAAUCAACAACAUCUCCUAGUUUCCAGUUCUGUCCUCCUGGAGCACGGGUCAGGGGGGCGGGGGGGAAACAUCUGAAAUGAGAUCUCUCUUCAAUGUUUACUGACUUGGCACAGCCAUUAUGGAGACAGUGAAACUAUGUGGUUAGUAUGUUUGUUUGGCCGAGUUUGGCUGUUGGGCCCACAACCGAGACUCAAACAGACACACUCAAGGGGUCAAGGGUCCCAUGUCUGUUAGGUCACAUGUCUGUUGGGUCACAGAAGUUGUGCUGUAAGGUCAGAGAGGUGAUAUAGCGACACAGGCUGUUUCCAGUUUAAUUGGUAUGUGUACAGUCAGUUCUGUAUUCACACUGUAAUUAGAAUGUAGAGGAAUGUGUUGCACAUAUGGAAUGGUUGGUGUAACAGAGAUGAUCACCUGCUGACCUCUUUGAAUAUCAUAAAUAGUAUGAUGGAUGUGCAAUUUUAUUGGAGGGGAACAUGACGGUCUUGAUUGGUUUGUGUGGACUGGCAGGUUCCAAAUGUGGUUAUCACCAUUGCAAUUGGUUGAGGAAAAAGCUGUCAUUGUUUUGGUCCAGUUCAGGUUCAGUGUUGUCUAUAUCACAUCCCAAGGGCUGCUCUGAAAGACCAUAAACCUGAACCACAUGCCCAGGGCAACCACCUACUGAACACUUUGUCGAUUGCAGAAUUAAAUGUUUAUGACUCAAAUCCAUUUAGAGUGUUGGCACCAGAGGCUGUAGGACAAACCAUAUAUCUGGUGCCAUGAUUGAUGAUAGCUUGUAUGUUUAGGCUUGCCAUAGAUGGUACAAACAGUUACAGCGUUCAUAAAAUAGCCUUUCAAUAUUGUUUUAUAAGUGUGAGCAUGGGUACACACAUAUGCACAUAGUGCCACAGUGCUUGCAUAUGCCAUAUGAACUGGCUCAAGUACUUUAAAAUAAAAUAAAAUGAUCUGUUGUGUCACAGUUAAGGAAGAGCGAAGAGGCUAUUAGAGAUUACAGCACACAGCCAUACUGUCAGUGAAGCCUGUCUCUCUGAGGCAGAGCUUCGUUUCGCGUUUCUAUGCAUUUUAAGGGGCCAGCAGAAUGCAUGUGCAGGGCACAUAAAUUGAAAAUGCAAAAGUUGUCCAUUCAGAAUGACUUUUCAAAAAAUUGUGAUGUUAGAUGUGGCACAUUUUACAAAAUGGAAGUUGGAAUUUAUGUGAUUAUUUGCAUUAAAAAUAGAUUUAAUUUUAUUUUACUUUUCAUUGACUUUUUUCCUUAAAUAUUUUGUGAAUGUCAUUUGUAAUAAUUUGUUUCUGUGAAUUAAAUGUGCAACUGUAGAAAGAUGCAACAAGGAUUAAUCAGUAGACUUGUGCAAAGAACCCUAAUGUAUAACAGACACCAGAGGGCGCCACUCAUAUAAUUUUACUGAUUUAACUCAGUGGUAAAACACCUCUUAUUCUCUGCAUCCAGUCUUCAAAAGUAUGUUCUCUGAACUUGGCUUCAACUUGUACCCUACACUCGAGAAUUCUUAAUUCUAUGACUUUUAUCCUUGAUUCUAGAAGCUGUGUGCAACAUGGUUGUAUCUGUAUCAUUCAUUCUAGAACCUAUAUCCAUGAGUCUAGAACCUGUAUUCAAGACCCACAUGCCUUGGACUCUAAAACGUGUAUCUUUAAUUCUAGAACCUAUAUCUUAUAUUUUAGAACAAAACCUGUAUUCCACUCUCUGCUGUCUUACUGACCAGGUGCCAAGUGUUUGGCCUCCGCAGGAUUGAAAGUUGUGAAUACUUUUUUGGGAUGAAGUAACGCUUUGUCUAUUUAUUUUUAGAUGCACACAAAGCAAAUUGUACAUAUUAUAUAUUUAUUCUAUAAAAAGGUGUUUAUUUUUCAUUUGAUUUUGGCUCUGUUUUGUUUUUGUAAUUAUUACACUUUUUUCUUUUCUCCUGUAUAUUUUUUUCACUCUUUUCUUUCUUUUCUGCAAUGGGCCAGUAGAGAUUUGGCGCAAGCUGCAGUGGAUUGGCAGUGAAGCUAACAUUUAGCAUAGUGCCUAAUAUGUGACAAACUACACACCUCACAACCCCUGCAACAAGCAUGGGAGCCUGCUAAGACAGAAACGCCUUAACCUAUCAGAGCCAAGCUCAACUUGAGAGUAACCAAUCAGGAGCUAGGCUCAACACAGAGUAGCAUCUCUAAAAUUAGCUUUGAUUAAUAACUGAUUCAGAUUGAUUAUGUUGUAAUUUAAUACUGUCUGAAGGAGUGUGACCUAGAAGAGAGAGUCUGUCAUGGCUACAUAGCCCUCUAUUUAGAACAAGGAUGAGUCAAUAUUGUAAAUCGAGGGCUCUGCCUAUGUCUGAAUCAACCAACAUGGAGGUUCAGAGAGGAAAACAGACAGAUUAUCUUUAUAACUCACACCUUCCCCUCCUUCAGUAUUGCCCUCAGUGCUUCCAUCUAGACCCCCCAACCCCACUCGGAACACAGCUGACUCUUGGCUAGGAGACACAUGCUGCAGCUGGCUGGAGACCCCUACUGGACAUAACAUGAACAACCGUACCUUGACACAAUGAGAUGUUUUAGUAGUGUAUCCAUGUCUAUCCAGCUGCCUCUAUUAAACACACACACACAUAGAGGAAACAUACAGAAGCACACUCAUAGAAACCUCCUGAGGUCAGCGUGCUCCAUAUGUGGACUCCCUGUCCCCCCCACCCUCACCUUCUCUUCUCCAUGGUAACAGUAGCGAGGGUCCCUCCCUGCAGGAUUUUGUAUAUUGCUGGAAAUAAAGGACUAUAUUCUUUCGUACCACU